Molecule: messenger RNA, 3504 nt
Organism: Orbicella faveolata
Lineage: Eukaryota; Metazoa; Cnidaria; Anthozoa; Scleractinia; Merulinidae
Source: RefSeq, a predicted model, not a curated record
AUAGCGAGACAACAAAGAUGGCGGUCUGAUUUUAGUGUUGCCGUCUUUGUGUAUGUUUACGCUCCAUUUUAUUUCACCAAAGUGAAUAGAUACUGCUUGAUCAAAUGUCGCAUCGAAAAGCAAGUAAACGUAGGAGAGAACCAGAUGGAGAUGGAGACUUCUCUCCUUCUUUCCUCUCGCAAACAAAACGAUCAAAGUCAGAUGAAGACGGUGAAGAAAUAGUUGAACGGAAUGAAAGUCCACUACAUACUUUACAAGACACCGAUACCGGGGUCAGAAGAUCAUCAAGGCCGCCUAAGCCUAAGGUAUUUGAUGAUGAAGAAACUGCUGUUAUUGGUAGAACUGUUGAGGCAUCUUCAAGCUCAAAACCAGGCGAUUCGGGAUUAAUUCAGUCAAUUUUGCAACCUUCUACCAUCUCUAAACGGAUUACACCCAAAAACGAACCUUCGAUCGCCAGAAAACAAAAGAAGUCGAAUCCUACUGUCUCUUUUGAUGAAGGUCACAAGAGGGAAACUAGACGAAGUUAUCAAAAUUAUCUUGAAGAGCUCAAAACAGAGACAGAUCCUUUUAAAACAGCACGAAAUGAAGUAGAAUGUAUAGAACAGACAACAAGUAAAAAGCAACACAGAAGUCGUGAAAGAAAAGUCACACAAAGGAGAAAAUCAGAUGCUACCAGUCAAGUAGUUGAAAGUACAACACCAAAGACCACAGGAGUUAUGCAGAAAAAAGAAAAAGGUACUUCUAACUCAAGGACUAAGAAAGAAACUCCAGAUGAGCCCUCACCAAAGGUCAGGAUGUCAUCAAGGACCCCUGUCCCUAAGAGGAUCUUUUCACUGCUUGACGAAGAAGAAAAAGCAGAGCAGAAAUCAGAGGAACCUGGUACUCCAGAAUUGGAGAAUGAGUCGGUAAAUUCAAGUUCUCCUAAAGCGAGAUCCUCUUCAAGACCUCAUAUGCCAAAAAAGGGUUUUCCUUUACUUGAGCAAGAAGACAGAAAGGAAGAGAAGCAAGACGUGCCAGAAUUAACCUCUUCCAAAACAAGAACUCCAAAAAGUCAAGGUACCAAGAGGAGACUGUCAACAGAAGGUUCAAAUGAUCGGAAUCUUUCAAAGAGCAUUCCAGUCACAGGUGAUGAACCUUCGCCUAAAGUGCGAGUGUCAUCACGAGGUCAUAAGCCAAAAAGAACUUUCUCACUUCUUGAGAGUGAUGAAGGUUCUGACAAAAAUGAAAAAGAAAGUAACCUGUCUGAAAAGAUAUCCGAGGAAGAAAAGUUUGUGUUGGCAAAUCAAAUUGAGCAACAAAAAUCCACUACACCCAAGGAACCCAAGAGAAGAAAAAGUAACAGCGGUCAGCAGUUCAGUAAAGUACAGUCAUCGGCCAAGAAGGGAUUAAAACCGUCUUCACACCAGGGGAAAGAGAAGUCAGACAGUGUAGUGGUCAAAGUGGAAGGGUCAGAUGUCAGUAGAUAUAUCAGCACAGAAGCUGUUGUUUCAGAAAAUAAGGCAGCUGUUAUUACCCCAGCAUCAGAGACAAGCUGGUCAGCAGGUUCAAAAGAUGACCAAGGUAAAGGAAGGUUAAAUAAAAGAAAGGGUAAACCUGUCAAAAAGAAAGUCACUACUUCACAAGAGGCUCAGAUGUCAAUGGUUGGUGUACCUGAUGUGAAAGUCAAAGUCGAACCUGAGCUUAGUGCUGAUUAUGAAACAUUGAUUUCUCCAGAGACAAUCACAACAAAGGGCUCAAGUAAAAAGAAACAAACUCAAUCACUUGGUAAAAAUGUUGUCAAACAAGAAGGUGUGGAGAACACUGAAGGAUUUUCUCUGAGUGACAUUGCCAGGGGUGUUAUUGAUAGCUCUACAGCAUCCAGUGAUCUAAAUACCAGUGUAUCAAAAGGUAAAAGAAAAGGAAAGCUAAGUAAAGACACAAAGCAAAAAGCUAACAAAGAUAAGAGCAAGGCCCUUGACAGGUCAAAGAAAGCCGCAAGCAAUUCUGACAGUAAAACUGAAGAACACGAGCACAUCAUCUUAAAAUUACAACUUCCUCAAUCAGAAGAUUCGACAAAACACAAGAAACAUCAUCAUCAUCAUCACCAUCACCAUCACCAUCAUCAUAAGCACAAACAUUCCUCAGGAAGUCAUGAAAGUGGCUCGCCAAAGAAAUCACAUCACAAGAAAUCUGCAGCCAAAUUACCUGAUGAAAGUUCAGAUCCUGGUGGAAAUGAAAAGGCUGUGAUAAAAAAGAAAAAGAAGAUCUCCAUCAAAUUCAAGGGUCUCUUGAACAAUGAGCCAGGAAUGGCAAGUAAUAACCUUGAACAGAGUAACAGUGCAGGACUUAACUCCACUGAAAAACAACCUAACGAAAGUGGCAAAAAGAAAAAGAAACCAAAAAAGGCCAUUUCUCAUGAUGAAGAGCAGUUACAACCUUCAUCAUCUGAGGGUGAACGUGUUAGGUUGGUGAUUAAAAAAGAUAAGAUUCCUACAGACAGUAAGUCUGGAGAUGUGAAGACAAAGAAGAUCUCAAAACCAACAACGUCAACUUCAGCUAACCAGAAGAAAACCGCUUUAGCAACAGAAAGUAAAAAGGGAAAGGGAAGUUUAACUCCAGCAAAACGUACCAAGUCACCACAGAAGCCUAAAAUAGUAACAUCCUACCUGCUGUUUUGCAAGCAGCAUCGAAAGAAAGUAGUGGAAGAAAACCCUGGAUUAGAAUUUACUGAAAUUAGCAAGAAAGUUGGCAUCGCUUGGAACAAUCUUAGUGAACAAGACAAGGAGAGUUGGCGGCAAGAAGCAGAGGAACUCAAGAAAUCUCUUGGACUCAGCAGCCCCAAACCUUCAAUCACAUCUAAAGAGGAAAAAGCGGAAGCUAUUGACUUAGCGGCGCACUUGCAACUCUUGGGGGAGUCCCUGUGUACUGUUGGAGCCUGUCUUCGCGUACAGGAUCCAGGUGAAGUCCAUGGCAGUUUGUCUGUGUUAUUAGACUCCGCCCUGUGUGCCAUAGCACCUUUACUGUUUCUAACAUCGCAAAUACCAGAAAUAAAUGGUUGCUCCGUAAAAACCCAGGCUGAAGUGUUGGAUAAUCUUGCUUACCUGAUGCCUGGCCUGGGUUGAACUUUGACUAUUGUUAUUUAUACAACGUACAGUGUAAAUGUCUACAAUGUGGGAAAAGUAAAUUAAAUACUUUCCUUGUUUCUUUAAAGUUAUCGGCAUACAUUAAUGUAUGAGAAAGUCUUAAAGAAUAAGACAGACAUUAAGAGGAAACAAUGCAAUAGGCAAGAUGUUUUGGACUGAACACAAGUCAAAGUAGUUCUGUCAUACUUUUGGGAAAACAAGAAGAAAAUGCUUCAUAAUUUCCUUGAGGAAAUAUGCAUAAAGUGAUACCAGUGUUGUCAUGAAACAAUAUGUAAUUAGUUUGGACAUCUUUGUGGCUUAUGACAACUUUCUGUAAAUUUCAUUUAAUUUAACUAUUUAGUUGACAUGAUGAUAGAUGAGAAUGCAGCCAUAACACUACUAG